AAAAGUUAUUGAGCGGAUUGAAAGUUUUAGUGCGUCAACUAUUUUAAAUCUAAAAUGGGUUGAUAUUAAAAUGAUAACGGAAUAUAUUACAUUACAACUUAAUGCUAGCGAAACUAUAAAUAAUCGUGGUUAUAGAAUUAUUGAUGGUGAAAUUAGGGGCAAUUCUAUAUAG
Messenger RNA from Racocetra fulgida, 172 nucleotides. The record is from the annotation of a GenBank genome assembly. NCBI's taxonomy places the organism in Eukaryota, Fungi, Glomeromycota, Glomeromycetes, Diversisporales, Gigasporaceae.